AAUGGUCAGAUAAAGGGAAAGAUAAGGUUUAUUCCACAGUUAGCGAGAAUCUCAAUUUUUCAAUUGACAGAUAGGCCCUAACGGUCAGGUAAACUCUCUAUCCAGCCGAUAAAUUUAUCUGGCCCUUUACGGGCCAGGUAGCGCGCUAACGGUCAGAUAACUCAGAUAUUUUGUCAUUUCUGCAAUCACGCGCGUUCGUUUUUGUAGGUUAUACUUGUGUUCUUGCUUCCUAAAUUAUAAAAUAAUGGAUAUUUUUGAUUCUAUCGACGACGAAACAAUCGAGGAAGAUGAUAUAGUGCUAAAUUAUUUAGAGUCAGAGAGAAGAGAAAGAGUUAUUAGAGAGAGACCUGAUAAUAUGUCUCUAUGGGAUGAUAAGAAAUUUCAUAGGAGAUUUCGUCGAAAAAGUACUGUGCAAUUUUUAUUAACCCUCAUUGAAAGUAAAAUCGCCAACGUAACAAACAGAAACAAUUCUGUUCCAGCUUUACAACAAUUACUUCUGACUUUGCGGUUCUAUGCGUGUGGUAGUUUCUACAUUACGAUAGGUGAUUUUGCUGGAAUACACAACUCAACUGCGAGCAAAAUUAUAAGAAAAGUUACUGAAGCAAUUGCCUCUCUUCGCCAGGAAUUUGUUACAUUGCCAGCUAACAGAGAAGAAAUAUUAUUAGUACAGGAAGGAUUUUUUAAUAUUGCCCGAUUUCCGAGGGUUAUAGCGGCAUUGGAUUGUACUCACAUCAAGAUAAUUUCACCAGGUGGCAAUACUGCAGAAGACUACAGAAAUCGAAAAGGUUUCUUCUCAUUGAAUGUGCAAGCUAUGUGUACUAGCGACUUAAAAUUUGAAGAUAUAGUAACACGAUGGCCAGGUUCAACACAUGACAGUUUGAUAUUCUCAAACUCUGCAGCAAAGUUUCAGUUUGAUACUAAUAGAUUUCAGAAUGGACUGGUCCUAGGUGACAGUGGUUAUUUCUUAAAUCAUUAUUUACUAACUCCGUUAAGUGAUCCUCGAACAGAAGCCGAAAGACUAUAUAAUGAGUCUCAUAUUCGUACUCGAAAUGUAAUUGAGAGAUGUUUCGGGGUUUGGAAAAGGAGAUUUCCUGUGUUAAGUAUAGGAAUGCGGUGCCGAAUCCCUCUCGCUCAAGACAUUAUUGUAGCAACAGCAAUUUUACAUAAUCUUGCAAGAAUUAGAAAUGAAAGCGAACCACCUGUGGAUCCUGAAGUCCACAUACCACAACAACCACAAUUUGAAACUCUCAUUGCUGACCAGCCAGGACACCAACACAAUAGUACAAGGGACUCUAUGUUAGAAUAUUUUGAAAGUCUAAUCAACUAGUAAUGAUAUAUAAUAAACACAAUUUUAUAACUACAAUGUGUUCUUUUAUUAUACCUCCACUUUACAGUAAUCAUAUUGUUAUAAUCAAAUAAUUUGUGGUGAGGUAUUCACUGCUUUUGAAUAGGAUUAUUAGAAUUUAACAGUCUGGGUUUGUAGUGAUAAAAAAUUAAUUUAUUGGAACUAAACACACACAUUACAAUAAAAAAUGGUCAAAGACUAAAGAGAUCCUUGUUUUGUUGAAUAGGUAAAUGAAAAAAAAAAAACAUUUUAUAAAUCUUUAUUUAUUAUUUCUAAAGGACUUGUUCCAUAAUUUACACCAGUAC
Molecule: messenger RNA, 1650 nt
Organism: Helicoverpa armigera (cotton bollworm)
Lineage: Eukaryota; Metazoa; Arthropoda; Insecta; Lepidoptera; Noctuidae
Product: putative nuclease HARBI1
Source: RefSeq, a predicted model, not a curated record